Sinocyclocheilus grahami is the source of this 545-nucleotide messenger RNA. Its product is annotated as cysteine/serine-rich nuclear protein 3-like. Gene Ontology annotation, cellular component: nucleus. Gene Ontology annotation, molecular function: DNA-binding transcription factor activity, RNA polymerase II-specific; sequence-specific DNA binding. Bases 273 to 545 code for a protein of 90 amino acids. The record is from RefSeq and is a predicted model, not a curated record. The transcript is spliced from 3 exons. Gene Ontology annotation, biological process: regulation of transcription by RNA polymerase II. Lineage: Eukaryota; Metazoa; Chordata; Actinopteri; Cypriniformes; Cyprinidae.
UCUCAGGCAGGCGUCGCUGUGCACAAUCUCCAGCCCUCCGCUGGCUGCAGCUAAUGAGUCUUUGUGUGGCUCGAGCGAAUGAGAGCGAGUCUUCGGUCUGUUUUAGACCGGAGCGUAUGCUAACAGCAGUGGAGACCGGGUUUACCGCUCUCGCCCCGGUCUCCUCUCGAGUCCCAGUGCAAUGGAGGGCCUUCAUUCAGACCGUCUCAUCUGGCUCUGAACGGCGUGAGGGAGGAGUGUAAAGCGGCGGCGGACGCAGCCUGACGGCAGCCAUGAGUGGAAUUCUGAAGAGGAAGUUUGAGGAGGUGGAGGGGGCGUCACCCUGCUCCUCACUGAGGGAGUCUGAGGAGGAGGAGAUAUCCAGCACUGAGAGCGGAGACAGCAGCGACAGCGUCAACCCGUCAGCCUCGCACUUCAGCCAUCCUUCAACAGCAUCAUCCUCAUCCUCAACACACGCACUGCAGCGGACAGCGUCCUCGAUACUGAAGCGGGAGAAGCGGAUGAGGACGAGGAGGGUGCACUUUGAGAAGGUGACGGUGUAUUAG